ACUGUUGAUGAUCGCUUAGGUGGCGGAAAAAUGAAACUUGAUGAUAUGCUGAGAAACGGUAAUGGAGUUGGAAAUGGUAUGAUGAUGGUCCCACUUAUGCCUGAUGCAGUUUCCGGUCCAGGUAACAACCGAAUUAUUGGUGGAACAGGAACCAUGCCAACUGUACCUGGAAUGCCGACAAUGCCAACACAACCUGGAAUGCCUCAGAUGCCAACAGUACCAGGAAUGGCCGUCCAUGGCCCAGACUGUUAUCAAAACGGUAAUGGCGGUGGUAUGCCAAAUGGCGGCGGUAUGCCAAAUGGCGGCGGUAUGCCAAAUGGUGGCGGUAUGCCAAAUGGCGGCGGUAUGCCAAAUGGUGGCGGUAUGCCAAAUGGAGGUGGUAUGCCAAACUCAAAGGGACGAUCAGGAAAAAGUGGAAGUUAUUAGAAAUGGAAGUAGCUUAGCUUUUUUAAAAAUACGUUUUGGAUGACCGCACGAGAUAUCCACGUGAUGUUGUAAAAAUCCAAUGUAGCUGAGUAUUCCAGUGUCUGACAGAUCAUUGUCUUGUCUUUUCGUGUUGUAUUUAUUUCUUUUGAUGCAUAAAUAAAUUUUCAAUGACAUUAA
Molecule: messenger RNA, 603 nt
Organism: Ruditapes philippinarum (Manila clam)
Lineage: Eukaryota; Metazoa; Mollusca; Bivalvia; Venerida; Veneridae
Exons: 4
Coding region: 31-426 (131 amino acids)
Source: RefSeq, a predicted model, not a curated record